This is a messenger RNA of Daldinia caldariorum, 2044 nucleotides long. RefSeq lists its product as uncharacterized. Bases 148 to 1854 code for a protein of 568 amino acids. The record is from RefSeq and is a predicted model, not a curated record. Gene Ontology annotation, molecular function: DNA-binding transcription factor activity, RNA polymerase II-specific; zinc ion binding. The transcript has 2 exons. Lineage: Eukaryota; Fungi; Ascomycota; Sordariomycetes; Xylariales; Hypoxylaceae. Gene Ontology annotation, biological process: regulation of DNA-templated transcription.
AUCGUGGGGAGGGAGUGUAUGGUAAUUCUACUAUCCUUUCUGCUGAGUUGCAGAGUCUGAAGUCCAUAUACCGCUAUCAAAAAGAAUAAAAAGUGUUUGCUUUCACCUCACCUCCAUCUCCCGUACGACAGGCAGCCGCUCGCGAGUAUGACCGCCCCGUCCGUCCCUCGAAUCCGGGCUCGCAAGCCCAAAGUUCGUUCCGGCUGCGCUACGUGUAAAUCGCGAAGGAUCAAAUGCGACGAAGAUCGGCCUAUCUGCGCGCACUGCAAGAAGAGCAGGCUCCCCUGCAAAUACGUCGCUCUCGAGCCGAGGCACGGCCAAGGCAGCGGCGACGGCAGCGGCGACGGCAGCAGCAGCAGCAGCAGCAGCAAGAACCAGUACGGCGCCGUCCCGACGUCGUACGAUGGUAACAGCGAAAGGCAGCUGUCCCCGAGGUUGCACCUGCAGGAGUUCGAGGGCCACGAGGUGUACUACUUCGACCUGUUCCGGAACAUCGUGGUGAGCAACCUCUGCCAGAACGGGUACGAGAACUUCUGGUACCGCACCGUGCUCCGCGAGAGCCUGAGGGACGAGUGCGUGCGGGACUGCGUCCUCGGCGCGGGAGCCCUGUGCCGCGCCAUGAUGGACCAGGUCCACCGCCUGAUGCGGCCCGGCGCGAAGUCGCUCUGGAUGGUCCCGGCGGAUUCCCUCAACGCGAUGAAUACCAGGUAUCACCAGGACGCCCUCCUGUUCCACACCAAGGCCGUCUCCAAGUUUCGGAGGAGGAUGCAGCUCGAAGGCUCGUCUAUCACCCCGCGGACGAUCCUGAUCAUGAGCCUCCUGCUCAUCGUGUUCGAGGCCAUGCAGGGCAACACGGAGACCAUCGACCGGCUUAUGCAGUCGACCAUAUCGGCGUUGGAUAGUUCCACGUCCAGCAUGGUAUUUGGAACGCGGCUGCCGCCGAAUCUGGACGACGAGGGCAUCCGCGAGGCGGAUUACCUCUUCACGCGCCUGUCCGGAUUUAACUCCCUGCUCUCUCCAUUCUACCCCGGUGUAUUAAAGAACAAAGCAUACCAACGGACGUGGUUAUGCCAAGACGCCACCCCCAGCCCCGGCCAGAGCACGCAGGAGAUACGCCACAGCUUCGAGCGGUACACGACGUACUUCAUGCUCUGGUGUUUCCGCACGGCCCAGACCAAGCUCUUCAACAGCGAGAUGGACUUUGCGCGGUUCGACGAGGAGCAGGCGCUCGCGCUGGCGCACUCGAGGAUAUGGUGCGAGUUCCUGCAGGCGAAAGUGGACGAGGAGACCAAGGGCCCGGACCCGGACCAGGACCGAGCCUGGAAAAUCAUGCUGGUCGAGGCGAAGCUGUUCAGCAUCUUCGCCCAGUACCGCCACGACCCGGUAGAGAGCGAGGUGCUGUGGGACUCGCAGCUGCCCGUGUGCCGCGAGGCCGUCGCGCUCGUGGAGUCCGCGCUGGGGGAAGGCAGUCCGCUCGUGGAGUCGCUGCCGCCCCUCUUCGAGGACAAACUGCAGCCGAUGCUGCGCUCGCUGACGAACAAGUGCCGCCACUACGGGACGCGGACGAGGGCGCUGGCUCUCUGUCAGAAGCUAUCCGGGCCCUGGUUUGAGAACAAGGCGAUGGUGGCCGGCAUGCGGAUCCUGGUUGAGCUGGAGGAGCGGCAUAGGGAUGCCUCUGGGUUUAUCCCGUACCGGUCGAGGCUCAAAUGGAGCACGUCGUCGUGGAACGGGGACCGGACCGAGCUGCGGAUGGUGUUGGUGGGGGUUAUCACGGGGGAGCGGAGGGAGGUGACGAUUCGCAAAGACGAAGAUAUAGCUGCCAUGGUCGCGAAUAUAUCUAAAUUAUCAAUAUAGUCGUCCCCGAGACGUAGCGAGUUUAACAUCCCAUGACAUACAUUAUUAUGUACAUACAUCGAGGAGCUGCUCGGUCAAACUAGAGGCGACGAUAAAAAGGUGGAGAGUAGGAUAUUCAAGACUAAACGUGUAUAUAAACAUGUACAUAUCUAAAACAAGUAAUUAGGUAGGUAAAUAGUUAAACAAGCGC